UACAGACACAUGGGAGGGACAGACAGUGUAUAUACAGCACAAGGGUCACUCCCGGGAUCAGCCAAUGUACGAGACCAGCCAGACAAACUACCUGCUGUCACUCUACAGCCAGUGUUACUAAGGCUCACAGCCUUGCCUGGGGGAUCACGGGAGUUGUAGUUUACCCAUAUCUACACUAGUUACAGACAUCGCGCAGUUAGAUCUCCGCCUCUGGAAAUCACACGUGUCUCAGUGACGAAGCUGGUAGUGGUGAUGUCAUCAUCAUGCGCCGGCUUCGCUUGUGACUACUUCCGGGAGUGCAGGGGCUGAUUCCAUGCUGCAUUUAUAGACAGAGAUAAGGUAUAAUGGGGGCUCAGAAAGAGAAGAAGCCUCGUGAGAGAAAAAGAGGUGCUGAAGAACAAACCCCAAAGUCUCCAGACGAGGGCAGUGCUCCCACCAAGAAACGACAAAAGGCCCCACCAGCACCGGAAGGAAAGAAGGCCCAGGAUGAGGUGCAGAUCCCCCGGCUGGACCCCAAGUCUGUGGGCUAUUUCCGCAGGGUGGGAGAAACCUUACAGCAGCCAUUUGAGUCGGAUGAAGAGAAAGGCAUCUUUAUCCGCAAUGUGUUCCACGAGGUGCAGGGAAAUGAGCUGGCGCUGGCGACUGACAUGUCGGGGAGUCUGGUAUUACAGAAGCUUCUUGCAGUCGCCACUUCAGUUCAGCUGUGCCGAGUUCUGUCUGUGCUGAGCAAGCAAUGGCGGGCGGUGUGCUGUCACCGGAGUGGAGCUCAUGUUAUCCAGACAGCCCUCUUACAGUUCCCCAGGCUUCAGAAACAACAGGGGGCAGAGGAAGAGGAGGAGAUAGAGGAAGAGGGUGAAUCUGAGCCAAUCAGAACCCUAGAAGAUCUUUUUUUGAGUCUGGGCUCGGAGCUGAAAGAGAAGUUCCUGCUGUAUAACAAGGACACGCAUGGGAGUUUUAUUGUACGGACGCUUUUUCAGGUGUUGGGUGGCACUGUCCUUAGCCAAAACACUGGCAGGAAAGCAGCAAAAGGUCCAACAGUUAAAUCAGAGUUUGAGGUCCCUGAAAGUUUCCUGCAUCAGUUACAAGAGCUGUGUGGCGGUUUCAGUGAGCACAUUGGCGUGUUUGCUACUCAUAAAGUGGCCAGCUUGGGGAUACAGGUAGCCCUCCAGGUGCUGCAGAGGAAGAUGCCGGCUGUGUGUGCCCAGCUGUGCGAUCAGAUGAUCGAGUUUUUAGCCUCCCGGAAUGUUUCUGCCGAGAGCAGCUCCCUCUUGGUGUUCCUGAAGGACGAGACCAGUAGCCGUUUACUGGAGAGGAUCCUGGAGGUGUCGGAAAAGAAGCAGCUGCGCCGGCUGUUCAAGGCCCACUUCCAGGGUCAACUGCAGGCGCUCUCCUCCCACCCCAUUGCCAACUACACCGUGCAACGGCUCCUCAGCGCUGUCCAGACUAAGAAACUGGCCUUCCACUGUGCCGCUCCGCUCUCCCGUCAGGUGGCCUGCAUUCCUCUCUUCCUCUCUCUGCUCACCUAUGAGGUUUACUAUAACAAAGAGGAAGAAGAGGAGCCGACGGAGCACCAGGACGAUGGUGAUAGGAAGCUGGACAAUGUGAAUUAUCACGGUUCCCUAAUUGUGCAGCACCUUCUUCACUUUGAAGACCCUUCCGUGAUCCUAAAAAGCCUGGGCACCCUGGCAGAUGUUGACCUUCUCACUGUAGUUUGUAGCCAGGCUGGAUGCCAUGUUCUCGAUGCCCUGCUGAGCAGCUCCACAAUAUCUGACAAGCAGAGGAAGAAAAUCCUUAGGAGACUGAGGGGUCACUGUAUGCAGUUGGCGUGCAAUAAAUAUGGCAGCCGUGUGUUAGAUCGCAUGUGGACUACAUCCACCAUCGGCGUCAAAGAGGAGAUAGCGCAGAAGCUGGUUGAGAAGCUCCACCAACUCCAGAAUGAUCCGAUUGGUCACCACAUUGCCCGCAACUUCGCCCUGACGCACUUUGUCAAGCGGAGGAAAGACUGGGAGGAGCACCAGCUGGGGGAGAACAAGCGCCGCAAGAUGUUUUCCGAGAUCCUGGAAGACUGAAGAGACUUUAUAAACAGACUCUUUACAGCUCUAUGCUAUUAGAACCAGCUGUGCAGCACCCAUUGCCAACAUGGUGCCUUGGUGUUAAAGAGUUUUGCAGUUCAAGCCAGGAACUGCGUCAGCCAUAAUCUGUCUACCCUAUGAAGACCCAGAUCUUCUGGGAUUUUGAAACUACAUUUCAGUUAACAGAACCCCCCCCCCCCCCAUCACUGCUUGGUUACUUGGCAAAGUUGUCUUCCCUUAUCCCCAGCCCUCCAUCUCUUUCUCAUUCUGGCCAUCAACCUUGGGUCAGCGACACUGCACAUGCUCAGUGCACUCUUGCUGUGUUCAUACAGGGAUAGUGAUGUCACAAGCAAUGGGCUGUCCAUAGACUCUAUCAAGAUCUGGAUCUUCAUAGGGUAAUUGGGGACCUGGAUCUCCACUGUGAGGGGGUUCCUGAAACCCAGGCUAGUACAGCAAGACCCGUGUAUGGAGUACCUCAUUUUUAACCACAAUCAUUUAUGGCCCUUUAGUUGCCCUUUAAGAUCUUACAGAUUUACUGGAGGAAUCAAUGUUCAUUUUCUAUGUUCAAAUCCAGUUGUUUUUAUAUAAACAACAUAUACUAAUGUG
Molecule: messenger RNA, 2678 nt
Organism: Xenopus laevis (African clawed frog)
Lineage: Eukaryota; Metazoa; Chordata; Amphibia; Anura; Pipidae
Gene: nop9.L
Product: NOP9 nucleolar protein L homeolog
Exons: 10
Coding region: 345-2069 (574 amino acids)
Biological process (GO): ribosomal small subunit export from nucleus; endonucleolytic cleavage in ITS1 to separate SSU-rRNA from 5.8S rRNA and LSU-rRNA from tricistronic rRNA transcript (SSU-rRNA, 5.8S rRNA, LSU-rRNA); endonucleolytic cleavage to generate mature 5'-end of SSU-rRNA from (SSU-rRNA, 5.8S rRNA, LSU-rRNA)
Cellular component (GO): 90S preribosome; nucleolus; preribosome, small subunit precursor
Molecular function (GO): RNA binding
Source: RefSeq, a predicted model, not a curated record